Messenger RNA from Ceutorhynchus assimilis (cabbage seed weevil), 510 nucleotides. NCBI's taxonomy places the organism in Eukaryota, Metazoa, Arthropoda, Insecta, Coleoptera, Curculionidae. The record is from the annotation of a GenBank genome assembly.
AUGGAUAUCAGGCUCAGAAAUGGAAUUAUGAAUUUUUUGUCAUUUAAAUGCAAAAAAUCUUUAAGUAUUUCUAUCAAACUACCUUUGGAAGCUUCUGAAAAUACUUCAAGCAAUCAAAGGGACUUCAAACUUUCAGGAUUUAUUCAGUAUUGUCUUCUUAUCAAACAAAAAAAACCGCGAAUGGAUAUCAGGCUCAGAAAUGGAAUUAUGAAUUUUUUGUCAUUUAAAUGCAAAAAAUCUUUAAGUAUUUCUAUCAAACUACCUUUGGAAGCUUCUGAAAAUACUUCAAGCAAUCAAAGGGACUUCAAACUUUCAGGAUUUAUUCAGUAUUGUCUUCUUAUCAAACAAAAAAAACCGCGAAUGGAUAUCAGGCUCAGAAAUGGAAUUAUGAAUUUUUUGUCAUUUAAAUGCAAAAAAUCUUUAAGUAUUUCUAUCAAACUACCUUUGGAAGCUUCUGAAAAUACUUCAAGCAAUCAAAGGAACUUCAAACUUUCAGAAUUUAUUGAGUAG